AUGAACCCGGCCGGCUUCUCCUACUUCCCGGCCAUGGGCACCCCGCCGCCCGGCUCCCCCCUCGCCGCCCCGCCGGAGCCCGGGAGCCCGGAGGAGCCGCCGCCGCCCGCCCCGGAGGCCGGCUCGUCGGGCGGCGGCGGCGGGCGGCGGCGCAAGCGGCCGGUGCCGCGGGGCAAGCCGCCCUACAGCUACAUCGCGCUGAUCGCCAUGGCCCUGGCCCACGCGGCCGAGCGGCGCCUGACGCUGGGCGGCAUCUACCGCUUCAUCACCGAGCGCUUCCCCUUCUACCGCGAGAACCCCAAGAAGUGGCAGAACAGCAUCCGCCACAACCUCACCCUCAACGACUGCUUCGUCAAGGUGCCGCGCGAGCCGGGCCGCCCGGGCAAGGGCAACUACUGGGCGCUGGACCCGGCGGCCGAGGACAUGUUCGACAACGGCAGCUUCCUCCGCCGCAGGAAGCGCUUCAAGCGGGCCGACCUGGCCGCCUACCCGGCCUACCUGCCGGCCGCCUCGGCCUUCAGCCCGGCCAGCGUCGCCGCCGCGCCGCCGCCGCCGCCCUCCCUCUACGCGCCCGCCGGCUACAGCCCGCCGCUGCCCGCCGGCGCCCCCUACCCGCGGGGCUUCACCAUCGACAGCCUCAUGGGCGGCGCCGAGCUGGCCCCGCCGCCGGGCGUGGAGCUGGGCCCCGGCCCCGAGCCGCCCCCCGCCGCCGCCUUCCCGCCCGCCGGCCUGCUGGGCCGGGCCUACCCCUACUCCGCCUCGCCGCCGCCGCCGCCCCACCUGCCCGGGCCCCCCGGCGGCUACUCCCCGCCCUACGGCGCCGCCGGCCGGCUGGGCCUGCAGCCCGGGCGCUCCUGCGCCGAGCCCCCCGAGCCGCUGCUGGCGCUGGCCGGGCCGCAGUUCGGCCCCAGCCCCGCCUACGGGCGGCAGCCCGGCUUCGCCUCGGGACUGGAGCUGUACAUGUGACUCCGGCGCGCCAUCCCCGGGCCUGCGCUGCGAGGGACAGUGAUGGUGACCUGGCCAGAGGGCCAAGCCCUGAAGUGGGGGCAGCUGAGUCCAGAAAGAGCAAGGCUGAGAAACAGGGAGUGAGCAACCCCAGGAAGUGGUGUCAGGCCGGCAGAGUGGAUCCCCAGGUGGGACCAGGAGGAAGCUCUCCAGUGCCCAAGGGCUAGACCGCCACCGAGGGAGGUGAAUUCCUGCCAUGUUCUGCUGUGCUCCUGAGCUGUGCUACAAGUCUACUUAAUGGGACACGGAAGACAUGGCUGGCUGAACUAAGGAGGAUAAAAAUCUCUUGGGAACUAAAUGAACCCAUAUUUUGAUAAGGCACCGACAAAGGGGUGGCCCUAGACUGCAUCUUCGUUGCUCUGUCCAUGAGGCAGUCCUGAUAGUGCUGCAACGUGGUGUAUUUGCUCAGGGCUGACUUUCUCAUGCUCUCAUUGUGUGGACCAGGCUUGAUAGACCUUUUUUCACGCACCCAAGUCAACACUCCACUGCUUUGGUUCUCGGAACAUGUCUGCCGGUUGCCAAGGACAGCUCCACGGAGCCCUAAUGACCAUGGACCAUCAUUUGAAAACCACUGGCUUUGGGGAUGUUCAUGGUCCAUGCUGAAAUCUAACCAGAGGAAGAAUCUCAGGCUGAAAUUCACCCCGUGCAGAGCACCAGCAGGGAAAUUAUAGAGGUCUUAAGGACCCAAUUGGAAACUCCACUGGAUUUGUGCUCUUAAAAUCACAAAGGCAUUCUUAAAAACCAACCAAAGCUCCCACUGGAAUCAAUGAAAAUUGUUGGUGCUCAUCAUUUUGGAAAAUCAGGCCAUUCUUUAUUUAAGUACCUAAUUUUAGACACCUAAGUUAGAUCUUAAUUGCUUUGGCCAAAGCAAUUUUUAAAACCCCCUCAACACAGUAGUGACUAUUCCAGUGGUAGAAUUCUCUGCAGGCUGCAACUUGAUGGAAGUAUCUGGGAUGUGAACCUAGGCUGUGAUAAAAGCAUUUUGAGAUCCAGCAUCUAGAGGAUGCUGCAGCAGGGCCCACAGACUGGAAACAGGCCUAAAUCAUAGUAAAUCAGCUUCUGCAAUCUGGGUAAUGUGUGGCUGAAAAGGAGGUUCAGAGUCACUGAGGGAUCAGAAAUUCUGAACCUUGGAAACUGAAAGAAGAGAACUAGCAUCAAAGGAAAUUGCAUAAGUGGAAAAAGAGACCCCCGGGAUAUCCCAGGGAGCAGCAGAUCUGUCUUUUUAGCAUUUUCAAAAAAGUUAGAGGACAGCCAAAGCUUGAUAGCAAAAAGGCAAUGCAGCAAAAUCUAUCAGCUAGCCUUCGGGGACCUGGAGAUGAGUCUCAUCAGAAUAAGUGAAUAUAAAUGGUACUCAACCGAGGAAGCAUAAAAAAAAAUUAGGCAAAACGCAAUAGAUCAUCUGGAAAGAACCCAGGAGCAAAUCUGUCUGCAAUGGAAAUCUGAAAGCUCCAAAAUAAUAACCAACACAUGUCUAGACAAACCAAGCAAGUACGGUAUCAGCAUGACCAAUGUAAGCAGAGGGCACAAUACUGCACCCUCUAUACAGCCAAAACUAACGCUGGAAGUUAUUCCUGUAAGGAGUACAAGAUCAGGCCCUUGGCUAAGAAAGACUUAUCUGGCCAAUAUCCACGCAGACCUGUGUGUGGACAAUCUCAAUGCAAGGAGUUAGACAUAAGAAAUCAAGUCCUUACUUCUACAGAGGGUGCUCCUGGAACUGUUCUCCUUUUACUCUGAAUAACCUUUGGCAAAUGGAAAAAGCCCAGGAUUCCAGACAGGCUGACUUAAGGUUUUCAUAGGGAAAACAUGCUCUCAUCACUGCUUCAGCCUUAAAACUUGACUGGGCCCAAGCCUGUUCCUACUGACGCCAGCCAGAGGGGAUUUUACCUGCUGAAAUCAGUGGGAUCGGCCAGGCCCCCACCUAUUUCCACCAGUUUCAUGAAGACUGAAGCAGCAAUUAAUGGUUUUAUUUAAAGGCAAAGAUCUUGUGAUUAGGCAGUCUGCCUUAAACUUUAAGGGAAAUUUUAAAAUGUGGAGCUCUGGGGAGAAAUCUUGUAUCCCCUCACUAAGGAGAAAUGCACAACAAAUAAACAUUAGCCUAAAAAGUUUCCACGCGGUUGGGGUAAUAAAGAACAUAACAGAGGUUUAGAAUGAAAAGAAGAAGGGUUAGCAAAGUUGAUCUGCUGACUUAUUUUUGCUGUCUAACUUUUUUGUAGUGUGUAGGCGUCACAUCAGGGAACAAUAACACAGGAAAUAAACUUGACUAUGGAUUUAUAAUGUAAAAUUGACGGCAGACCUCCCCCCUAAAAUAUUUUAUAAAUCCAUAUAAAAAGGGGGAGAGAUGAUAGAUUGGGGGGGAAUGGAGGA
Molecule: messenger RNA, 3369 nt
Organism: Chelonia mydas (Green sea turtle)
Lineage: Eukaryota; Metazoa; Chordata; Testudines; Cheloniidae
Gene: FOXE3
Product: forkhead box E3
Exons: 5
Coding region: 1-966 (321 amino acids)
Biological process (GO): cell differentiation; anatomical structure morphogenesis; regulation of transcription by RNA polymerase II
Molecular function (GO): DNA-binding transcription factor activity, RNA polymerase II-specific; RNA polymerase II cis-regulatory region sequence-specific DNA binding
Source: RefSeq, a predicted model, not a curated record